Molecule: messenger RNA, 1828 nt
Organism: Oncorhynchus mykiss (rainbow trout)
Lineage: Eukaryota; Metazoa; Chordata; Actinopteri; Salmoniformes; Salmonidae
Source: RefSeq, a predicted model, not a curated record
CUCUACAGAUCGUUUCUGCUAUCAGUUGAACAUGCAUGCUUCUCGCUGUCGCCAAUAGGGCAAUGAAUAGGCUACACAUCGACAUCAAUGGAAGCCUGAUAAAUAGUUUGACCACACUUUAUCAGCAGAAAAAGAAAGGGACAGUAUUUCUCUGGACCAUAUAGCCUACACCUGGCAUUUUUUUCUUCUCAAACAAGAGCAGAUACAGUAGGUGACUCUGUGCCCUAUGACAGAGUGUUCUUCAGUGUUACCUCAGUUCCAGGAGUCCCAGCAGGACAUGGACGGGGAGUCGAGGCGUUCAGAAUAUCACCAACAGCCCAUGACACCGAGACAGUUUCAGGACUGGCGGAACAGUCUAGGCAAGAGUUCAGCACCAGACCAGAAUAGACUAAACCUGCAAGGUCUUGACCAGGGUCCAGCACAAGACAAGGAAACACUGCCAGGUCAUGACCAGGGUCCAGCACAAGACAAGGAAACACUGCCAGGUCAUGACCAGGGUCCAGCACAAAAUAAGGAAACACUGCCAGGUCAUGACCAGGGUCCAGCACAAAAUGAGGAAACACUGCCAGGUCAUGACCAGGGUCCAGCACAAGACAAGGAAACACUGCCUGGUCUAGAACAGGGUCUAUCACAAGACAAGGAGAGACCGCAAGGUCUAGACCAGGGUUUAGUGCAAGAUGAGGAAACACUGCAUGGUUUUAAACAGGGACCAGCACAAGACCAGGCGAGUCGGAAUUACUUCCAUCAAGUCCAGGAUCAGGAUCGUUCACUAGGCUCCAAUAAAUGCACAGCAGAAGAACAGGAUCCUUCCAUAAAGGUCUCAGUCCAGGAUGAGGAUCCACCAGGGAACCAGGACUAUCAAUGUAAUUUAGUCCUGGGGCAAUGCACAGCUCAUAGAGCAGACCAGGGUGAAAACAGGCUGAGUGGUGUGAACCAGGAUCCAGUAUAUUUUGGUCCCGCACAAGACCACAGCAGCCCUCAUGACAUCCCCAUUCUGGUGUCAGCUGGGAACCAGAACCAAACACAGGACUCAAUCCAUGAUCUAGCUGGUGGAAUGGAUCUACCACACUGCACAGAUCCAAAUCCAACCCCAAAACAGGACCAAGAGAAACUGCUUGGGACAGACCAGGAGCAGGCCCCAGUGGACCCAGAUAGACGACUUAACCAAAACCAGGACCACACCACAGAUGAGGCUUGUGGGGAAGAUGCGGCAGGGGAACAAGGCGCCUGUAUCCCAGCGGUGGUGAUCACUCAGACAGAAGGGAGCCGGGGGCAAGUGGUGAAUCAAGGUGGAGAGACAGCGCCAGAGGUAACAGAGAGAGUGGAGGCUGGACCACUGUGGCCACAGACACCAGCAGAGAGGCCAGAGAUACCAACAGGACCAGAGAGACCACAAGAACUAGCAAUCGCAACCAUGAUUCCAGUGACCACUUUAGACCUCAGCCCCAGCCCUCUCAGUGCAGACCUCAGUCCCAGCCCUCUCAGUGCAGACCUCAGUCCCAGCCUCAUCGAAGGGGGGGACCUACUGGCCUGCUGUGAUCUGCUGUCCCUGAAGAGUGACACUGUGUCCCUGGCCAGGAGCGAGGGAUAUGUCCAGGAAGAAGAUACAAGAAGUGUGGCUGCAUCCUCUGUCAUGUCUGUGUUCCCCAGGAUUCAGUUGGAUCCUCUGGAGAAGGACUGGCUACGAUCCUGUGCCCUGGGGAACACAGCUGCUCUCCGACAGCUCCUCACACAGGACCCCAGCCUGGCCUCAAAGAAGGACUUCAUCACUGUAAGUAGCCUCCAGUAUUUCUCCUACCAUCCUCCCUUCCUCUCUUCCUGGCCCUAA